CAUAAUACGAAUGAUUAUCCGGUGAAGUAAUUCGCGAAUAUGCUGACUUCGAUUGUCCGAUACUACAACGAUAUUAUGACCUCAUGCAGUAUCGUAAAGUUCGUCAAAAUCAUCGUUACUCGGAUCUGUCGUGCAAAUUAAUUAAGGAUAAAUUAUUCGCCACGAGUCGCCAUGCGUUCGCGAUUAUAUGCGAUACUCUCGAUAUUAAUCCUGCCUGAAAUACACGCGAUUUAUCCGUUCAAUGAAGACACUUUACCGCCAAGAAUCUCGAGAAAGCUGGAUGAUUAUUGGCAAACCUACAAGACGCAGUUUAAUAAAACGUACACGGGAAAUCUGGAAAACACGAGGCGAACGGCUUGGGAACAAAACCUCGUGGAGAUUUAUAAACACAACCUAAUGGCCGCCGCGGGACAUCAUAGUUACACCCUACGGGAUAAUCAUAUUGCCGAUCUCAACACUCGACAGUACAUACGCAAUAUGAUGAAACUGAUACCGAGUCAAAGGCGCCGAUUGCCAACCGAACCGAUGGUAUCGGCGGUUCUGCAGAACCCUCACAGCAUACCAAGGCGUCUAGAUUGGCGCGAAUACGGUUUCAUCACCUCGCCGGUGAACCAACGGGACUGCGGGAGUUGUUACGCUUAUUCGAUCGUGGAGAGUAUACAGGGACAGAUUUUUAAGCAAACCGGCAUGCUGCUCCCCUUGAGUGCACAACAGUUGAUAGAUUGCAGCACGGCGACCGGGAACCGUGGCUGCGUCGGAGGUUCCCUCAGGAACACUUUGAAAUAUCUGGAAAAGUCGAAGGGUCUCAUGGCCGGAUACCUGUAUCCGUACAACGCCGAGCAAGGAAUGUGCAGAUUUCAAAAGGACCUUAGCGUCGUCAAUAUAACGUCAUGGGCAAUUUUGCCUGCCCGGGAUGAAAAAGCUUUGGAAGCAGCAGUAGCGACCAUUGGUCCCGUAGCCGCCUCUAUAAACGCUAGCCCAAAGACAUUUCAGCUUUAUCAUAAAGGCGUCUAUGACGACUACUUGUGCAGUUCGGACGCAGUGAACCACGCGAUGUUAAUCGUCGGAUACACGCCAACAGAGUGGAUUCUGAAGAACUGGUGGGGCGACAAUUGGGGCGAAAAUGGCUAUAUGCGAUUGGCAAAAAACAAAAACCGCUGUGGCAUUGCAAACUAUGCGGCUUAUGUGAAAGUUUAAGAUUCAUUCCUCUUUAAUUCGGUCGCGAAAAAACCUCUCUUUUUUAUUUGCAUAUCUUAGAAAAAUAUACACAUAUAUUUAUAUUAAUUAUAUUUUUAUAUCUGAACAAAGAGCAUUUUAUCUUGAUUUUACGCGGCGCUCUCUUUUCCGAUAAUAUU
Messenger RNA from Formica exsecta, 1355 nucleotides. It is a transcript of the gene CtsL4, whose product is annotated as cathepsin L1-like. The transcript is spliced from 5 exons. Gene Ontology annotation, cellular component: lysosome. The record is from RefSeq and is a predicted model, not a curated record. Gene Ontology annotation, molecular function: cysteine-type endopeptidase activity. Lineage: Eukaryota; Metazoa; Arthropoda; Insecta; Hymenoptera; Formicidae. The coding region runs from base 172 to 1197 and encodes 341 amino acids.